Exophiala aquamarina CBS 119918 is the source of this 1995-nucleotide messenger RNA. RefSeq lists its product as uncharacterized. Lineage: Eukaryota; Fungi; Ascomycota; Eurotiomycetes; Chaetothyriales; Herpotrichiellaceae. The transcript has 4 exons. Gene Ontology annotation, biological process: DNA-templated transcription; regulation of DNA-templated transcription. Gene Ontology annotation, molecular function: DNA-binding transcription factor activity, RNA polymerase II-specific; zinc ion binding; DNA binding. The record is from RefSeq and is a predicted model, not a curated record. Bases 1 to 1995 code for a protein of 664 amino acids.
AUGGGCGAGCCACAAUGGGUCCAGUUCUCCGCGCAGCGCCCAAAGAGGAAGAGGGCAGAAUUGGCCUGUGAGUUAUGUCACUCCAAAAAGAUCAGAUGUGAUCUUCAAGCGCGAAGUACACAAGGCCACAACAACUGCACCCACUGUCUCUCUUCCGGGAAAGAUUGCAGGCCGCGCACAUCGAAGCGUGACAAGGCACGCCAGGUUGCAGACGAUCGCCUGCUCAAUCCUUUGACUCCUCCUGGCGACAUUGACAGCCACAAUUUUGACACCAACGCCUUUCAGAGCGAACCCGUCGGGACAGACCUUGAUAUCGAAAUCCCUCCGGCAUUGACUCAUCUAAGUAGUGUCAACAUCUACCAGCCAAGCCUGCCGGUAGCAUGCGUCAACCCGCCUGCUACUGAAAGCCCGCAACAGGCCUUUGAAAGAGCCUCAGUCGUCUCCAACGAUACGUCGCAGAACUGGAGAGCUUCUGAAAGCGGAACCAACCGUUAUGUGGUCGAUCCAGGAUUUUUGCAGGUUUAUGGCCCCGAGAACGCUGACGAUGCUCGAAAUCAAUCCAUCCUUGCUAGGAAGGCUCCAAAUUUCUUGGACGAAUCUCAACCGGACCUGCAGCAGAGCUUUGUGGAAACCUAUUUUGAAUACUGCUAUACUUGGUGCCCUGUGCUGGACAGAUCCAGUCUGAGUGCCGAUCUCGCAAGAUCGCCCUUGCUUGCGAAUGCGCUUGCACUCGUUGGCACCCAUAUCCAACCUCCUAUGCUACCCCAUGCUGGCCCUGCGUACUAUUACGACCGUGCACGCAUGAGGUUCUACGAUGACGAAGAGCCUGAUCUCAUUACUUGCCUCAAAGCCGUUUCACUAUUCUACUGGUGGUCUCCCCGGCCCCCUUCGGUUGUGCACAGGCAUUCUUCUUGGUGGUGGGUGUCGGUCGUGAUCAAGCACUGCCAACAAGCCGGUUAUCAUCGGGAGUCUGAAACAGAUCUCGCCGUGCCCGAAGUAGACCUUGGGCUAAGAAGGAGGAUCUGGUGGACCGCCUUUGCACGCGAAAGGUUGACGGCGAUAUGUCAGGGCAAGCCCUGCGUCAUCGAUCCUGACGACUGCAAUAUCCCUGAGCCUACGCUAGCAGAUUUCUCCGAAUCGGAGGACGGAGGCAAGGCUGAGGUCUUCAUAUACUGGGUACGACUGUGCGCCAUCAUUGGGCGGAUAGCCAAAUAUCUGUCAAGAUCGUCAAAUGAUGCUUCGUCUUCCUUCCCUGUUCACCACGGCAGGGAAUUGAUCAACUGGGUCCGGUCGUUACCACCGCAUCUGCAACUGCCCAUUAAUUCAAACCACACGACCAACUUUAAUCGGGAUGUUCACUUGUUACAUUUGCCCUAUCUAACAAUCAUCAUUGUCCUCCACCUCAAACGAACAUCUUCCCAAUCGCUCCCACAAGCAUUGCCGCCGGCAACCUUGGCUGCAACUUGCUUGGCCAGAAUCCUUAAGGAUGUGCUGGUAAGAAGUGGAACGAGGUACCUAAUGGGAAUUACUUGUUGGUAUUGUGGCAUGGCAUUUAUCGCACUUUUGCAAGCCUCACAAACUGAGCAUCUCAGACUCGGUGCAGACGCUGAUUUGGACAUCCUUACCCUUGCAGUCAAGCAGCUGAAGUCCAUGUGGGCGACCGCAAAUGUCUUCGAGCAGGGCUUCGAGCGACUGCGCGGGAAAAGAAAAUCUCCUUCAACAUCGUCUGAAGGCCCCGGCCUCGCAGAUUUAACUGGAGACCGGGUGAACGAUCCACAAUUAAGUACAAAAGAGGUCGACAUGCAUGAUGGCAUUGACUGGAUGGACUAUUUCCCGUUCGUGACUGCCCAGACCAGCGUUGUGGCCAACCAGAUUCUUGCGCAGCAAAACGCGAACCUGUUCUCCUUCGACAACUUCGGUGACACUUCAUUGUCGCACUUCCAAGAUCUGUUCGAAGGCCUUGACAGUUGGACGGACCCUAAGCUCUUCGUAUGA